AUGCCACUCAUCUCCAACUUCCAGCUCCCCCCUUCGGCGAACCUCCUCGAGGUCCCCACCGACAAGAAACUGUUCCUCGCCUUUAUCUCGUCCGCAGAUCCGGCUACCGGACAAGCGUGGUGUCCGGAUGUCCGUGCCGCAUGGCCUAAAAUCGAAGAAGCGUUCUCCAGCGAGCAAGGUCCGCAGGUUGGUGUUGUUGAAGUGGGACAGAAGCCCGAAUGGAAAGACCCACAAAACGCUUACCGGACUAAAUGGAAUGUGAACAACAUUCCUGCACUGGUACGGUAUGAGUCUGUGAACGGGGAGGUUGUGGAGACGGGAAGGCUUGUUGAGGGGGAGAUUCUAGAUCAGGAGAAGUUGGGUCAGUUUGUUGGAUCGAGGUGA
Messenger RNA from Aspergillus niger, 384 nucleotides. RefSeq lists its product as uncharacterized. NCBI's taxonomy places the organism in Eukaryota, Fungi, Ascomycota, Eurotiomycetes, Eurotiales, Aspergillaceae. The record is from RefSeq and is a predicted model, not a curated record. The transcript has 2 exons. Gene Ontology annotation, molecular function: protein-disulfide reductase [NAD(P)H] activity. Gene Ontology annotation, cellular component: cytosol. Bases 1 to 384 code for a protein of 127 amino acids.